Messenger RNA from Sapajus apella (tufted capuchin), 2490 nucleotides. RefSeq names its product interleukin 2 receptor subunit beta (gene IL2RB). Bases 202 to 1857 code for a protein of 551 amino acids. Gene Ontology annotation, cellular component: external side of plasma membrane; membrane. Gene Ontology annotation, biological process: cytokine-mediated signaling pathway; immunoglobulin mediated immune response. Lineage: Eukaryota; Metazoa; Chordata; Mammalia; Primates; Cebidae. The transcript is spliced from 10 exons. The record is from RefSeq and is a predicted model, not a curated record. Gene Ontology annotation, molecular function: protein binding; cytokine receptor activity.
UUGCCCCUCCAUUCUCUGCACAGGAAGUGGGCUGGCCCUGGGCUUUUAGUCUUUAGCCGCAGCCUUCUCCUGGGCCAGAGCUGAGCAGGGCCCUGGGGAGAUGGCCACGGUCCCAGCAGCGGGGAGGACUGGAGAGCGCGCGCUGCCACCGCCCCAUGUCUCAGCCAGGGCUUCCUUCCUCAGCUCCAUCCUGUGGAUAUAAUGGCUGCCCCUGCUCUGUCCUGGCAUCUGCCCCUCCUCGCCCUCCUUCUGUCCCUGGCGACCCCUUGGGCAUCCGCAGCAGUGAACGGCACUUCCCAGCUCACAUGCUUCUACAACUCGAGAGCCAACAUCUCCUGUGUCUGGAGCCAAGCCGAGGCUCUGCAGGACACCUCCUGCCAAGUCCAGGCCAGGCCAGACAAACGGCGGUGGAACCAAACCUGUGAGCUGCUCCCUGUGAGCCAGGCAUCCCGUGCCUGCAACCUCAUCCUCGGACCCCCGGAUUCUCAGAAACUGACCUCAGCGGACAUCGUCAACCUGAGGGUGAUGUGCCGUGAAGGGGCGCGAUGGAGGAUGAUGACCACUCAGGACUUCGAACCCUUUGAGAACUUUCGCCUGAUGGCCCCCAUCUCCCUCCAAGUCGUCUACAUGGGGACCCAUGAUUGCAACAUAAGCUGGGAAAUCUCCCAAGCCUCCCACUACUUUGAAAGAAAACUGGAGUCGGAGGCCCGGAUGCUGUCCCCAGGCUGCACCUGGGAGGAGGCCCCCCUGCUGACCCUCAAGCAACAGCAGGAAUGGAUGUUCCUGGACACGCUCACCCCAGACACCCACUAUGAGCUUCAGGUGCGGAUUAGGCCUCUACGAGGCAAGCACACCACCUGGAGCCCCUGGAGCCAGCCCCUGACCUUCAGGACGAGGCCUGCAGCCCCUGGGAAGGACACCCCGCCUUGGCCCAGCCACCUCCUUGUGGGCUUCAGCGGGGCCUGUGGCUUCAUCAUCUUGGUCUACUUGCUGGUCAACUGCAGGAACACCGGACCAUGGCUGAAGAAGGUCCUGAAAUGUCACACCCCAGACCCCUCGAAGUUCUUUUCCCAGCUGAGCUCAGAGCAUGGAGGAGAUAUCCAGAAGUGGCUUUCCUCGCCCUUCCCCUCAUCGUCCUUCAGCCCUGGCAGCCUGACACCUGAGAUCUCGCCGCUGGAAGUGCUGGAGAGUGACAAGGCGACGCAGCUGCUCCUGCAGCAGGCCAAGGUGCCUGAGCCCACGUCCUUAAGCAGCAAGCGCUCGCUGACCAGCUGCUUCACCAACCAGGGCUACUUCUUCUUCCGCCUCCCGGAUGCCCUGGAGAUCGAGGCCUGCCAGGUGUACUUUACUUACGACCCCUGUGCAGAGGAAGAGCCUGAUGAGGGUGGGGCCGGGGCGCCCACAGGGUCAUCCCCCCAUCCCCUGUGGCCUCUGUCAGGGGAGGACGAUGCCUACUGCACCUUCCCCUCUGGGGAUGACCUGCUGCUCUUCUCCCCCAGUCUCCUCAGCGGCCCCAGCCCCCCAAACACUGCCCUUGGGAGCAGCGGGGCCAGUGAAGAGAGGCUGCCCCCUUCCUUGCAGGAGAGAGUCCCCAGAGACUGGGACCUCCAGCCCCCAAGGCCUCCCACCCCAGGAGUCCCAGACCUGGUGGAUUUCCAGCCACCCCCCAAGCUGGUGCUGCGAGAGGCGGGGGAGGAGGUCCCUGACCCUGGCCACAGGGAGGGGGCUGGUUUCCCCUGGGCCAGUCCUCCUGGGCAGGGCCAGGUCAGGGUCCUUAACUGUCGCUUGCCCCUGAACACCGAUGCCUACUUGUCCCUCCAAGAACUCCAAGAUCAGGACCCAGGUCACUUGGUAUAGACAGAUGGCCAGGGUGGGGGGCAGGCAGCUGCCUGCUCUGUGCCGGGCCUGAGCGGGGGCCUGUUGAGGACUCUGUGCCCGAGCCUAGUCCACUGCUGAGGACACUCAGUGUCCAGUCCUCUGGAUGCCUCCACCCAGAUGGCCCCCACCCCCUGCACACUUGGCCCAUCCAUUUCCAAACCUCCAUUGCUGCUCCCUGGUCCUGCUGCCCGAGCCGGGAACUGUGUGUGUUGCUGGGGGAGGUAACUCCUCAAUUCCCUCUUCAGUCACCCAGUCCCAUGAGUUUAGUCUCUGAAGCAUCGCUCCUCUCCAGCCCUGCAGCUAUUCCCCAUCAGUCCCCGAAGCUCUCCAGGGCUCCUCGCCCCACCUCUUCCCUGGGUUUUCUACCCCAGCCUCCUCCCCUCCCCUCCCUCUCCAGAGAGCAGCCUGAGCAUGCUUUCCAUAACCCAAACAUGGCCAUGCUCCUCCCCAGUUAAAAAAUCUUGCAUGGCUCCCGCUGCCAUCAGCCCCGCUCAUCUGGCACCUGUACCUCCUGCAUCAUGUGAGGACAGUCCCUUUGGCAACCGUCCCUACAGUUCUGAGCUGCUCAGAGCUCCCGCACACCCCCUCUGUCACACCUGCUUAUUCCCUGAG